UUAGAUCUUAUCACGGUUGAGGAAUUAACUCUUCAAUACUCCAUACAAUUUCGUUAACUUAAUGACUGUCAGGCCAGGCAGAAUUGUGAUGCCCAGUACAUCCUACUUGAAAAGGCAACCCACACCAGUCCGAACCCUCAAGUUGCCAUGAAAAGUCCAGCUCAAGUUUAAUGUGGAUCACAUUGGACUGUAUCUAAUACGUAACAACUUCAAUAAAUAUAAUUAGGCAAGGAAUAUGUAUAAACUGUGAAAGCAACUUCCAAAGAUGCACUUGAUAGUGGUGACAAUGCUUUUCUUGUUCCUCCAUGAAAGGAAUCAAUGGCUCUACAGAGCGAAAGCAAAUAUCAACUUUACAUCAACUCCCAUCCAGGACUUGAUCCAUGUUGCAAUAAGACAUUUCUCGUUUCUCCUAUUUGUAAAACCCAUCUCGUUUCAGACUCCACAUCUGUCAAAAAUGGCAGAGAGUAUUGCCUUUCUUGUUUGUCUUGCGAUCGCAAUUAUGGACAUUACAGCAGGAAUUAUGGGAAUUCAAGCAGAAAUUGAACAGCACAAGGUUCAACAUCUGAGAGCAUGGAAUUUUGAAUGUAGAGAACCUGACAACCAUGCUUUCAAGCAUGGUAUAACUGCAAUUGUACUCUUGUUAAUGGCACACGUUAUUGCAAAUUUGCUUGGCAGGUGCAUUUGCAUUAGAUCUAAAGAAGAGCUGUAUCACGCUUCUCCUAGCAAGCAACUUGCCUCUGCAUCCCUCAUAUUGUCAUGGUACUUGUGUCAAAAGGCCACUUCAGAUGAAGCGAGCUUUAAUCAAACUAUAAAUGUGCAGUAUUACUCCCCCAAAAUCUAA
Olea europaea var. sylvestris is the source of this 841-nucleotide messenger RNA. RefSeq lists its product as uncharacterized. The record is from RefSeq and is a predicted model, not a curated record. The transcript is spliced from 3 exons. Lineage: Eukaryota; Viridiplantae; Streptophyta; Magnoliopsida; Lamiales; Oleaceae. The coding region runs from base 266 to 841 and encodes 191 amino acids.